GCCUCCCACGACCACACCUCCCAGCUGCCUUCCUUCUCGACGUUCCGCACUCGCUCGCCUGGCUCUGCGUCGCCACAGCCGCGCCGGCCAAGCAUGCCCGACGGCCAAGCGACGGGCGCUGCGCCGGCGUCGCCGGUGCCGUACCGCGCCUACGUCUCGCAUCGGCGCGCCCAAUCGUCGCUCUCCCUCGCCUCGUCGGCGGCGACGACGCCCGCGCCCUCGCCGCCGCCCACGCUCGCCCGUGCUCCUCCAAACAGUGCUGCUUCCGCUGCGCCUGCUCCUGCUCCUGCUGCGCGAUCAAAGCAGGCGCAGAGCAGCCGGGCGCCGACGUCGGCGCUGGCCGCCGCUCCGCUCGUGGCGCCGCCGGCCCUGCGGCCGAGCCCGCUGCGUGCCGACAAGCUGCCACCGCCGCCUGCGCUGCGCACCGGCUCCUCGCUGCGCGGUGCAGCAGCUCCGCCGGCGGCAGCGCAAGUGGCACGCGGCGCCGAUGAGCGGCCGCCGCCUGCGCUCCGCACGGCCUCCUCGCUGCGAGCCGCUGCGCCGGCAUCCGCGGCCAAGGGCAAGGCACGCGCCUCACAGGAGCAGCCGGCAGCACCAGACGCAGAUGCCGCAGCCGCAACGAGUGAUGCGUCUCCGUCGCAGACUGGCCGGCCGCCCGUGCAGCGCAGCGCCUCGGGCCGAGCACUCGGCACGGCAGCCAGCGGCGCGCCGCCGCCGCUCACGCCAGGCCCGAGCGAGGCAGCCAGCAGCGAGCAGACGCCGAGUCUGACCGCCGAGGCGAGCAGCUCCUCCAAGCUCCUGCCAGGGCACGGCCAAUCAGCGCGGCCAGGGCACGCGCAUUCGCAUUCGCAUUCGCACUCCACUGUUCAUGCUGCGCCAUCGCAUGCCUCGCACCCUUCGCACGCCCGCUCGUUGAGCAGCACGCCGCUGCCGCAUCACAUCUCGACGGCCGCUCGCCUGCGGGGCGCAGGCGGCCACUCGGGCGCCUCGUCGCCGCUGCCCGUCUCGCCACUCCUCUCGCCCGCACUGGCGCCCACCCUGUCGGCACAGCAAGCAGCGCAGCCUCAGCUCCCGGCGCUGCAGCCAGGCCCGUCUGCGGCCUCCCGUCAGCCGGGCUUCCAGCCUCGGGGCGUCUCACGCAGCCGCACAGACGAGUUUCUCGCGGCGCGUGAGAGCAAGGGAAAAGGCAGGGAAGAGCGCGGCCUGGAGGGCGAGCGGAUGCAGAGACGUCUGGAAAAGCUUGUCGCGAUCCACUUCUCCGGCGAUGCGCCUGCCCCAGACGCGCCAAGCACGUCGACCUUCGCAGCGUGGACAGGCUCUUGGCGAGGUGCACGGGCGGAGGAGGAGAAGCGAACGCGAGAGCGCGAGCGUGAGAUUGUGCGGUGGGAAGAGGACGGCGAGCGGCGGAGCUGUGCCGUGUGCUCCACACCUUUCAGCUUAGCAGUGCGCAAGCACCACUGUCGCCUGUGCGGCCGCGUCGUCUGUGCAUCGCCGCAUCUCGCGGCGCUCAACGGCUUCGGAGCCCCGGGCGCCCCGUCGCCAGCACAGCCGAUCAGCGCGCAAAAGUGCUCGCGCCUCGUCGUCGCGGACCCCGCGAGCGCGCUGAUGCGCGAUGCGCCUCGCACCGACCCGAGCAGGCCGGAGCGCGUGGGCGUGCGCGUCUGCCGCGACUGCAGAAGCAUUGUCAUGCGGAGGCAGUAUAUGAUGGAUGACGGGCAUGUGCCCGCGCUGGUCAAGCUGUACGAUGCCUUAUCGAGUCUGCAGCGCGAGAUCGAGACGAAUCUGCCGGAGUUCCAGGAGAUGAUCAUGGGCCUGCAGAAGCAAGAUGCUUCCGCAGCCCUCGGCACCGACGUCGACACUGCGCCUUCCCGGGCGGCGCUGCAGCUGCAGCGUGAGGCGGCACAAGCGCGCAAAGCGCUCCUGACCAACUUUGCCAACUACGACGCCCUGGCAAAGCGCAUUCGGCGGCUGCCGGUGGAGGACGCCGAAGGUGGUGCCGAUGAGGACGGGGGCGCCGCUCCGCGCGAGGGAGCGCAGGAGAGACUGCAGGAGGCCAUCUGGACGCGUGCAAACCUCUUCUUGCAGCAGAAUAUGUUUCCGCUGCAGUCGCUGCCGAAGCUCGGCGCGCAGAAGGGCAAGAGCAAGACGAACGGCACCCAUUCGCCGACGCCGAGCACCAGCUCGCUGGCCUCGCUGACGCCCGAGGAGCUGAGUCUGCUCGGCCCCAACGCCGAGGAGGAGCUCGAGGCGCUGCAGGAGCAGCUGGCGCAGCUCGAGGCCUGGGCCGCCAAGGCGCAGCAGGCACGCAAGCUCGACGACGCAAAGACGCUGCGCGCCAGCGCCGAGGAGGUGGCACGCGAGGUGCGCCGCCGACAGACGGUGCUGCGCGGUGCGGGACGCCUGAAAUGAAGCUUCAGUGCACUCUG
Molecule: messenger RNA, 2426 nt
Organism: Tilletiopsis washingtonensis
Lineage: Eukaryota; Fungi; Basidiomycota; Exobasidiomycetes; Entylomatales
Product: FYVE-domain-containing protein
Exons: 7
Coding region: 94-2409 (771 amino acids)
Molecular function (GO): metal ion binding
Source: RefSeq, a predicted model, not a curated record